Molecule: messenger RNA, 975 nt
Organism: Dioscorea cayenensis subsp. rotundata (Guinea yam)
Lineage: Eukaryota; Viridiplantae; Streptophyta; Magnoliopsida; Dioscoreales; Dioscoreaceae
Exons: 2
Coding region: 1-975 (324 amino acids)
Molecular function (GO): catalytic activity
Source: RefSeq, a predicted model, not a curated record
AUGACUGCUAGAUCAAUGAAAAAUGCCUUCUGGGAUGAGCUGCGUGCCAGUGCUGGCCCUAAUGGGAUGCCUUGGAUUAUAUGUGGGGAUUUUAAUGCCACUUUCAAUUUGGGUGACAAAAAUGGUGGUCCACCAAAUCUGGCCGACAUUAGAUUGGCAAAUUCAUUCCUACAGGAGCUCAAGUUGCUUGAACCCCCUGCGGUGGGACGUAGAUUUUCGUGGACCAAUGGUCAAUCAGACUCAAUCUGGGUGAAACUUGAUAGAUUUAUCGUCAAUAGUGAGUGCGUUGGGUUUUUCCCUAAGCUGAUCCAGAAAAGUUUGCCGCGUUUGGGCUCGGAUCACGUCUCGAUCAGGCUUGAGCUGGGCAUUCACUACUCUAUACCGCGGCCUUUUAGGUAUGAGUUGGCCUGGUUUAUGGCGGAGGGUCACUUGCGAUACUGGGCGAAAUUCUCCUUCGGCUCCAUCAAACUCAAAAAGCUUGCGCUGCUUCACGAGUUGGAUUGUUUGGAUUCGAUUGCGGAGAACAGAUGUUUAUCUCCCUUGGAGAGUAAACAGGGGGAGGAUCUUAAGCUUGAGCUUUUUUUGAUUCGUAAGCAAGAGGAACUCUACUGGAAGCAACGUUUUAGACUACAGUGGUUGAAAGAGGGGGAUGAGAACACGCGUUUUUUUCAUGCGGUUGCAAUUGGCCGACGGAACAGAAAUUUCAUCCCCAGUAUCAUCUUUAACGGCACCACUAUGACGGAUCCUAGGGACAUCGGGAAGGUGUUCUCAGACCGAUUUCAACUUCAGUUUGGACAAAGUCGUUCGAACCGUUUCUUGAUCGAUUUCAGGAAGCUCCUCUCGAAUAGGAAUCUAGUGGAUUUAUCGCAGCUCGAUAGACCGUUCACGAUGGAGGAAGUUAAGACUGCGGUUUUCGACCUUGGGAAGGAUAAGGCCCUUGGCCCUGAUGGUUUUCCCCUGCUAUUCUUUAGAUAG